AUGUACCUCUGUCACAUGUACCUCUGUCACAUGUACCUCUGUCACAUGUACCUCUGUCACAUGUACCUCUGUCACAUGUACCUCAGUCACAUGUACCUCAGUCACAUGUACCUCAGUCACAUGUACCUCAGUCACAUGUACCUCAGUCACAUGUACCUCAGUCACAUGUACCUCUGUCACAUGUACCUCUGUCACAUGUACCUCUGUCACAUGUACCUCUGUCACAUGUACCUCUGUCACAUGUACCUCUGUCACAUGUACCUCUGUCACAUGUACCUCUGUCACAUGUACCUCUGUCACAUGUACCUCUGUCACAUGUACCGCUGUCACAUGUACCUCUGUCACAUGUACCUCAGUCACAUGUACCUCAGUCACAUGUACCUCUGUCACAUGUACCUCUGUCACAUGUACCUCUGUCACAUGUACCUCUGUCACAUGUACCUCUGUCACAUGUACCUCUGUCACAUGUACCUCUGUCACAUGUACCUCUGUCACAUGUACCUCUGUCACAUGUACCUCUGUCACAUGUACCUCUGUCACAUGUACCUCAGUCACAUGUACCUCCUCAGUCACAUGUACCUCUGUCACAUGUACCUCAGUCACAUGUACCUCUGUCACAUGUACCUCUGUCACAUGUACCUCUGUCACAUGUACCUCUGUCACAUGUACAUGUCACAUGUACCUCUGUCACAUGUACCUCUGUCACAUGUACCUCAGUCACAUGUACCUCAGUCACAUGUACCUCAGUCACAUGUACCUCAGUCACAUGUACCUCAGUCACAUGUACCUCAGUCACAUGUACCUCAGUCACAUGUACCUCGUCACAUGUACCUCUGUCACAUGUACCUCUGUCACAUGUACCUCUGUCACAUGUACCUCUGUCACAUGUACCUCUGUCACAUGUACCUCUGUCACAUGUACCUCUGUCACAUGUACCUCUGUCACAUGUACCUCUGUCACAUGUACCUCUGUCACAUGUACCUCUGUCACAUGUACCUCUGUCACAUGUACCUCUGUCACAUGUACCUCUGUCACAUGUACCUCUGUCACAUGUACCGCUGUCACAUGUACCUCUGUCACAUGUACCUCAGUCACAUGUACCUCAGUCACAUGUACCUCUGUCACAUGUACCUCUGUCACAUGUACCUCUGUCACAUGUACCUCUGUCACAUGUACCUCUGUCACAUGUACCUCUGUCACAUGUACCUCUGUCACAUGUACCUCUGUCACAUGUACCUCUGUCACAUGUACCUCUGUCACAUGUACCUCUGUCACAUGUACCUCAGUCACAUGUACCUCAGUCACAUGUACCUCUGUCACAUGUACCUCAGUCACAUGUACCUCAGUCACAUGUACCUCUGUCACAUGUACCUCUGUCACAUGUACCUCAGUCACAUGUACCUCUGUCACAUGUACCUCAGUCACAUGUACCUCUGUCACAUGUACCUCAGUCACAUGUACCUCUGUCACAUGUACCUCAGUCACAUGUACCUCUGUCACAUGUAUCUCAGUCACAUGUACCUCUGUCACAUGUACCUCAGUCACAUGUACCUCUGUCACAUGUACCUCAGUCACAUGUACCUCUGUCACAUGUACCUCAGUCACACUGACUUCUGCUGA
Knipowitschia caucasica is the source of this 1620-nucleotide messenger RNA. The record is from the annotation of a GenBank genome assembly. Lineage: Eukaryota; Metazoa; Chordata; Actinopteri; Gobiiformes; Gobiidae.